Messenger RNA from Argiope bruennichi, 3617 nucleotides. RefSeq names its product double-stranded RNA-specific editase 1-like (gene Adar). Gene Ontology annotation, molecular function: protein binding; double-stranded RNA adenosine deaminase activity; double-stranded RNA binding. Gene Ontology annotation, biological process: RNA processing; adenosine to inosine editing. Gene Ontology annotation, cellular component: nucleolus; cytoplasm. The record is from RefSeq and is a predicted model, not a curated record. The coding region runs from base 159 to 2621 and encodes 820 amino acids. NCBI's taxonomy places the organism in Eukaryota, Metazoa, Arthropoda, Arachnida, Araneae, Araneidae. The transcript is spliced from 6 exons.
AAUGACAUAUAAAAUCCUAAAAUAACGUAAAUUUAAAUUUUUGGUUAUCUGAAAUUAGUUUAAAACAAAUAAUCCACAAAGCAUGUAUGUAGAUCGUGCAUAUUGGCAGCUGCUCAAAUGGCACAGUGAUUUGAUAAUGUUUUCCCAUUGAGGGCUUUAUGUUUUGUAUCAUAUUCAGUGUAGCAGAAUUAGCAAAUCUAACGUGUUUGUUGUCUAAUAUACCGGAUUUUGGAAACAUGGAUCAAAAAAUUCAGACAGUAUUAGACGGUCGAAAUCCGGAAGAAUUCACUGAGGUAAAUCUUGACAAUUCUGCUGGUCCAUCGAAGCUUCAACUUCUGCAACAGUUUUGUAAUGUUGAACAUCUCAGUUUGAAAAAUUGUUCAAUUGCUAAUUUAAAGGGUUUUCCUAAGCUACCAAAUUUAAAAAAGUUGGAUCUGAGUUCCAAUAAGAUCUCAAGUACUCUUUUUUUCUUGAAUGGUUGUCCACAGUUGACUUAUUUGGACUUGAGUAAUAAUAAAAUCAAAGAUAUUAUUGCGCUCAAAGCAUUAGGAAAGCUGAAAAAAUUGCAGUCUCUUAAAUUUGUCGGUUGCGAAAUUACCCAAGUUCCAGAAUAUAGAAAAAGAGUUUUUCAUAUUGUUAAAAAUUUAAAAAAUCUAGAUGGACAAGUCAAAACUGCAGAAGAUGCUGAAGAUCCAAAAAUAGAUUUGACUAAUGCUGGGAAUGAUCCUUUGAAUGGAAGUAGCCAGAAAAAGCCUAAAAAAAGAAAAUCAAAGGGUGGCGAUCCUCCCCCCAAGAAAUUGAAAGUUAUAUUACCUCAGAAAAAUGCAUUAAUGCAACUGAAUGAAUUAAAACCAGGAUUAAAAUAUGUAGUGGAAUCUGUUUCUGGACCAGCUCAUAAUCCUCAGUUUAUUGUAUCAGUUGAAGUUAAUGGAACCAAAUAUGUUGGCCAUGGUACUUCAAAACAACUAGCUAAACAUGCUGCUGCUCAGUUGGCUUUAGCAUCAUUUGUCCAAUUUAGAAAUACACCAGAGGCAUUGACAGCAAUUAAUAACCCUGUGGUUCAAAUAGACUUCACAUCUGACGAAAAAAAUGAUGGAUUUUCUUUCAACAAACCUGAAUCACACAAAAAUGGAUCUGAUCUUCAAAUUAAUAUGGAUAAUACUGGAAAUAACAUUCCUAAAAAUUCUUUAAAAAUCCUGUCCGAUGCAUCUAAGAAGAAUCCUGUUAUGCUUUUAAAUGAAAUUCAUCCAGGCUUAGAAUAUAAACUUGUCGAUGAAAAUUCUACUAUUCCCAGUCAGCGUUUUCGCAUGAAAGUAGAAGUUGAUGGAGUUACAUUUGAAGGUACAGGCCCAAAUAAAAAGCAGGCUAAAGCAUCAGCUGCACGUUCUGUUAUGUCUAACUUAUAUAAAGUGUCCUAUAAUACAUAUGGUUUAUCUUUAUUAGCUCCAAAUUCAAUUGAUGCAGAUCUCUUUAAUUUUCCUCAGCAUGUGGCUGAUAGAAUAUCACAUAUUCUGUCAAAUACAUUUAAUGAGGUAAUGACAGGAAAUGUGGAACAUGCAAAGUGGAAGGUCAUAGCUGGAAUAGCAAUGACAACAGAUGAAGCCAUGGAAGACAUAAAGAUUGUUAGCAUAGGAACAGGCACCAAAUGUAUUAAUGGAGAGCAUAUAAGUAUGGUUGGUGCUAAUUUAAAUGACUGCCAUGCUGAAAUAAUAUCUCGCAGAUGUCUUAAGGACUUCUUCUACACUAAUCUUGAAAUGCAUCUGGAGGGCGAGGAAAAUAAGUCAAUAUUUAUUAAGACAGAAAGUGGUGGAUUUCAGUUGAAGCCAAAUAUCAAAUUUCAUUUAUAUAUCAGUACCGCACCUUGUGGGGAUGCACGCAUCUUUUGCCCUCAUGAGGAAGGAGCUAUAGAAUCAAUGGAUCGUCAUCCCAAUCGUAAUUCUCGUGGCGCCUUACGUACCAAAAUUGAAUCUGGCGAAGGAACUAUACCUAUUAGAUCUGGACAAGGUAUUCAGACUUGGGAUGGAAUUCUUCCUGGGCAAGAGCGUUUAUUGACAAUGUCUUGUUCAGAUAAAAUAGCAUCUUGGAAUGUUCUGGGACUUCAAGGGGCUCUAUUAAGUCAUUUUAUUGAACCAAUUUACCUUGACAGUGUGAUAUUGGGUGGAUUGUUUCAUCCUAGUCACUUGAAACGUGCCCUUUUUGGACGUAUUGAGAACUCAAUUAAAGAAUUACCAUCUCUUUUCAAACUAAAUAAGCCCAAAAUGUGUCCGACUAGUAGUCCAGAAACGAGGCAUUUGGCAAAAUCUCCUAAUUUUAGUGUUAACUGGACAUCUGGACUUGGACGUGCUGAAGUUGUCAAUGCAACUACUGGUAAAAUGGAAAGUGGACAAGUUUCUCGACUAUCAAAGAGAUCUUUCUUCCAGCGUUUUUUAAAUAUAUAUGAUCGGUUACCACACAUAAUAAACUAUGAAACUCCUAAACCUGGGUUAUAUGCUUUGUAUAAAAAUGUUGUUCAACACUACCAGGUUGCUAAAAGAGUUCUUACAUCAGCUUUUUCAGAUGCUGGUCUUGGGAACUGGGUGAAAAAACCCAUUGAACAAAAUGAAUUUGAACUUUUAUUUUAAAAUCAUUUUACAUUUUUCAUACUGUUUUAGAAAUUCAACUUUUAGUUUUUGAAAUAUUGUUAUAAUUGUAUACAUAGACAUGUGUAAGUUGUAGAUUUGUGUUGUAAAUACUUGCUGUGAAUCAUUAUAGAAAAAGCAUACUAAAAAUUUCCAUAUUUUAUUAUUUAAUGAAAGAAGAUUCCAUUAUAUUAACAAGGAACAAGUAGCAAUUGCUCUUAAAAUUGGAAAUCCUUUCUGAAUGUAGAGGUUUUGCCAUUAAUAUAUUACAUGCAUGAAAAAUUUGCAUUCUGUGAAAUUAACUUUCUGGGAAAAAAUCUAUACUUCUUAAAUUUAAACAAUAUCUAUAAUUUAAUUGUAAAUAUUGUUAUUAUUAAGAGGUGAAAAUGAAAUCAAUAUUAAUUGAAGAAAAAAUUGAUUUCUGCUUAAUGGGCAAGUACCUCAUAGGUUUUUUUUAAAAAUUAACAUUUAUUGCAAUUUGUACAAUAUGAUACAGCUUUGAAAAGUUUCAUGGUCAGUACUGCAGAGUUUUUCUAUGACUCUUAUAAGAGGUUCUGUAUUUUCUUUGCAAAACUAGUCAAUUCCUAUGUCUUUUUUUUUUGUUUAGCAUUUUAUUUUUUUGUCAAAUUUAUCUUCUUUGAUAUCACUCUUGGCAGGUAUUACAAGAUUCAUCAAAUUGUCCAUUAUUUCUCAUUCAGUUCAUUGACUUCUUCCACAUCUGAAAAUAUUUUGUUAUCAAUUACUUAUGUUGAAUUUAUUUGAUACUGUUUUUAUUUGAUUAAAAAAAAUUCUUUUAACAUGUUGAAAGUUUCUGGCCAAAGGUAACAUAAAUUUGUAAUUUUAUUUAAAUUAAACUUUUUCUUUCAUGCAAUAUGUAUAUUUUUUUCUUGAAAGUAUACUUAAAUUUGCCAUAUAUCUAAGAAGUAAAGAGGUAAAAAUGGCACAAAAUGCUCUAAAAAUGUUUUUUAAAAAAAAUUACUCAUGUAAAAUUAUUUUAUU